Messenger RNA from Caenorhabditis elegans, 243 nucleotides. RefSeq lists its product as uncharacterized. Bases 1 to 243 code for a protein of 80 amino acids. The transcript has a single exon. The record is from RefSeq and is marked reviewed. NCBI's taxonomy places the organism in Eukaryota, Metazoa, Nematoda, Chromadorea, Rhabditida, Rhabditidae.
AUGGCUGUUGAGCCCCAUACGCAGGAGGCGGUUGUGGCUGGUACGGGAGACCUGGAGACGGUUGUUGACGUUGAGGUUGUGGAGGCUUCUGUCCAUUGGGAGGUGGAGCUUGUUGCUGCUGCUGCUGUCGAGGUGGAGGUGGAGGUUGAUUCCUAUUCUGAGGUUGAUUCUGGGCAGGAUAGGGGCCUGAUUGGGUUCCGGUUUGAUUCUGAAAAUAUAGUUUUUGAGACGAGGAAUCUCUAA